AUGUUGAUGAGAUUGCCUCGAGGUCCAUUCCAUCUUUGUCAAUUCCCAACCAACCUCAUCACAGAGUCUAAACCACUGCUCAACAAGAUCUUUCUAAGCAAUAACCCCAACAACAAUGUGAACAAACAACAACAACAACAAAUUCUUGAAAGUGGUGAUCUUCAAACAUCAACAUCAUCCACAACAUCAACAACAUCCACCAACUCAAUGAUCAUUGACUCAAACAACAACAACAACAACAACAUCAGCAUCAACAUAAAUAAUAACAAUAACCUCAAUAACAAUAAUAAUGAUAAGAAAAACUCUGUGACAACAGACCCAAACUUCCGCAAUGUAUACCUAUGUGUGGAGAAUGUAUGUGUCCAAGAGACUCAUGUUAAUGUAGUGGAAAAGCAACAGGUGUACCUAAAGGCAAGGGACCCUGUCACUGGACUGCUCUUGAUACCAUUCAAGCUCCAAAAGGUCACUGGUUCAAAGAAGAAGGAUGGAAGUGUAGACACCUCUAAACAAGUUGCUGGUACCAGCAAGGACAAGACAUCUGACCAAGCUGCGGAUGAGAAGGCCAAGAAGAUGUCAGGUGAGCCUCUCUACAUGAAACUGUGUGCCAAGUUUGGAGUGGAUGAACUACCAUCCACGAGAGGCCUGCGACUUCCAUCAGAGUUGGACACUGGACGCAUCCUUGUCUACCUCACAGCAAGGACAGAGCAAUUUGAAGACCCAAGCAUCUUGAGAAUGAUCCAGAUCAGGGGUUCUGAUGCCAACAAACCUCAAGAAGAUGUGACACCGGUUCUAUUUCAUGUGGAUCACGUCAAGUUGAGCAAGGCAAAUGAUCCUGAGAAGCCUCAGACCAAGAAGAGGGGCAAGGACAAGGUCAACGCUACCAAAGCAAAACCUAGCAACCAAGACUCAAACGAAAGGAAUCACGAGUGCUUGGUCAUCACAUCGAGCAAGACCGGUGCGAUCGAGUUGACACUCAUGCCAUGGAUUCCAAUGAGUCCGGUGGUGACUGUAGCUGGCACUACCUCGACACCAGUGUGCAUUCUCAAAUGUUGCAAAGACACCAAGGAUAAGACUGUGUACCAAGAGAGCUCAAACACAGAUCAAUCAUCUCCUUUGCUCAGUGCUAGUCAGUUAUCACUUGGAAACAACAGCAAUGCUAACUCCCCUGUCUCGACCACACCAUCGACCGACAAUAUAGAGGUGAGACAACAACCAUACAUAUCAGCCAAAUGGUUGGCAGGAGUUGUCCGUGUUGCUCUGGUGCCAACUAAACUCCUCAACUCUAAGCAUCAGUUCAACAUUGUCUAUCAACGUGAGAGAGACCUUGAUGUUGGCAGACCACUCGAACUUAUCAAGUUUGAUACCAACCAUCCAAACUUGAUGAGAUGGGAGCGUAUCCAUUGCCAAGGUCACCAGACGAUAAAGUAUCAACACGAUCAGAUGACUAUGCUUCAGGAUGAGUUGGAGACGGUGAAGGCUGCUCAGAUAGAGUCCAAUCAAAGACUUGAGGAGCUGACCAGGAGAGUGGCGUUCUUGGAGGAGAACGCAAUCCCAGAGAAGAGGAGAAGACAAUCAACUACAUUCCCAUCUCCAAUUGUAGACUCAAUGGCAGCGGUACCAAAUCUACAAACAACAACAACAUUCACACACCACCCUCCAGGAGGUGGUGCUCUUGGAGUCCAAGUCAGUCCAUCGGCAUGGUCAAACAGCAACAGUGGAGGCAUCAACAACCAAUGGACUGGCGUAUCCUCCCCUAUUCUCCCACCACCCUUCAACUAUGCCUCCCCCAACUCAUACCAACAGCAUGUUCCAGGUCAUAUGACCCAUCCCCAAGACAGACAGCAACAAGGCCAAGGACAAUACUACCAGGCGACACCGUAUCCUUAUCAACCACAUUCCAAUCAGGGCGCUGUUGGUAUGGCUGAUUGUCAACCUCACCCUCAACAACAAACACAUCCAGACAUGGUUGUCUAUCAUUCUGACCAAGGUGCAGACAUGACCGGACAGCCGCGGUCUGGUCAAGAAGGCAUUGGCCCCUCCAACAACAUUUACCAGCCACAUGGCUACUCCUAG
Acytostelium subglobosum LB1 is the source of this 2073-nucleotide messenger RNA. RefSeq lists its product as hypothetical. NCBI's taxonomy places the organism in Eukaryota, Evosea, Eumycetozoa, Acytosteliales, Acytosteliaceae. The record is from RefSeq and is a predicted model, not a curated record. The transcript is spliced from 3 exons. Bases 1 to 2073 code for a protein of 690 amino acids.